Anthonomus grandis grandis is the source of this 2571-nucleotide messenger RNA. RefSeq names its product probable ATP-dependent RNA helicase DDX23. The record is from RefSeq and is a predicted model, not a curated record. The transcript is spliced from 12 exons. Gene Ontology annotation, biological process: mRNA splicing, via spliceosome. Gene Ontology annotation, molecular function: RNA binding; RNA helicase activity; ATP binding. NCBI's taxonomy places the organism in Eukaryota, Metazoa, Arthropoda, Insecta, Coleoptera, Curculionidae. Gene Ontology annotation, cellular component: catalytic step 2 spliceosome. The coding region runs from base 112 to 2511 and encodes 799 amino acids.
UGCACUUUGACGUUUUCCGCUUUCCAUUUUUUCAUAAUUUCCAUAAAAGUACCACAAGAAUAAAGUCGAAAAGUGUUUCAAGGCUUUUAAAUAAAGAAAAGUACCACAGAAAUGGGUAACGACAAGAAACGGCGGUCGAGAAGUCGCGAGAGAACUGAAAAGGACCGAACCGAUCGAGAUAGGAGAAGCAAACGGUCCAGAUCCAGAAGUAAGGACCGAAUCCAUAAAAGACACAGGUCUCGUUCCAGGGAACGACUGGAAAGAUUCGAGAGAAGGGAUUUGCGAGAAGAGAAACUCGAUAAAAGGGAAGACAAGUUGGACAGGCGAGAAGAUAAAUACAAAAGCGAGAAAGACAGGGACUAUAAAGAUAGGAAGGAUGAACGCAAAGAAGACAAAGAUAAGAAACCCUCCUCAAAAGAAAUUAAGAAGUCAGGAUCACCUGAAGCCGAAGAAACAGAGGUUAAGAUUGAAACCAAACCUGAAGUAAAACAGGAACCACCACCCAAGAAGGAACCUCUAUCCCUAGAAGAAUUGCUGGCCAAAAAGAAGGCUGAAGAAGCAGCCAAAAGCAAACCAGUAUUCUUGACAAAAGAACAAAGAGCAGCGGAAGCUCUAAAACGCCGGCAAGAAGAAGUAGCAAAGCAACGACAGAUGCAGGAAGAAGAGAAGAAAAUUAUUCAAAAAAUGCAACUGAGCAGACAGGAAGAGAAGAAAGAUGAUAGAGAUAGGGACAGAAGAGGCAGGGAUCGUGAAAGGGAAGAAGAGAAACAGAAGGACAAGGAUAAAGAGAAAGAACAAGAUGCCAUUAAGGAAAGGUAUCUAGGGCUUAUUAAAAAGAAGAGAAGAGUGAGGAGGCUAAAUGACAGAAAGUUUGUCUUUGAUUGGGAUGCUGGGGAGGAUACUUCACUGGACUACAAUCCAAUUUAUAAAGAAAGGCAUCAAGUUCAAUUCUUUGGAAGAGGAAACUUGGCUGGAAUAGACAUAAAGGCCCAAAAACGCGAUCAAAGCAAAUUUUACGGUGAAUUACUAGAGAAACGGCGAACAGAAGCGGAGAAGGCCCAAGAAAAAGUCAGACUCAAAAAAGUGAAGAGGAAGGAAGAGAAACAACUGUGGGAUGACCGGCAUUGGACCGAAAAAGAGAGGGAUGAAAUGACUGAGAGAGAUUGGCGUAUUUUUAGGGAGGACUAUAAUAUUACCAUUAAGGGUGGCAAAAUUCCUGAGCCUAUUAGAAACUGGAGUGAAUCGGGCAUUCAGAAAGAGUUGCUUGAAAUCAUCGAUAAAGUCGGUUAUAAAGAUCCCACCCCCAUUCAGAGGCAGGCCAUUCCCAUUGGAAUGCAGAAUAGAGAUAUAAUUGGUGUGGCAGAAACGGGUUCUGGUAAGACUUUAGCCUUCUUAAUCCCGCUUUUAUCCUGGAUUCAGUCGUUGCCAAAAAUCGAGAGAACAGAAGAUGCCGAUCAAGGGCCGUAUGCGAUUAUUUUAGCGCCGGCUCGUGAAUUGGCGCAACAAAUAGAAGAGGAGACCGUUAAGUUUGGUCAGCCUUUGGGUAUUAGGACAGUUGUUGUUGUGGGAGGUUUGAGUAGGGAAGAACAAGGUUUUAGAUUGAGAAUGGGAUGUGAAAUCGUAAUAGCAACCCCAGGUCGUCUAAUUGACGUUUUAGAGAACAGAUACUUGGUUUUAAACCAGUGUACUUAUAUUGUUUUGGAUGAGGCCGAUCGUAUGAUUGAUUUAGGUUUCGAACCUGAUGUACAAAAAAUCCUGGAAUACAUGCCGGUAACUAAUUUAAAACCGGAUACAGAGGAAGCCGAAGACAGUCGAGUGCUACUGGCAAACUACAAUAGUAAGAAAAAAUACAGGCAAACCGUCAUGUUUACAGCUACUAUGCCUCCGGCUGUAGAAAGAUUGGCAAGAACAUACCUGAGAAGACCGGCAGUGGUUUACAUCGGUUCGAUCGGUAAACCGACCGAACGUGUGGAACAAAUCGUUCAUAUUGUCAGCGAAAACGAUAAAAGACGUAAACUAAUGGAGUAUCUUUCGAAAGGGGUCGAUCCUCCGAUCAUUAUUUUCGUUAAUCAGAAAAAGGGUGCCGAUGUGUUGGCUAAAGGUCUGGAAAAACUGGGUUACAACGCCUGUACACUUCACGGCGGUAAAGGACAAGAACAGAGAGAAUACGCCUUGGCCAGCUUAAAGUCGGGCGCCAAAGAUAUUUUAGUGGCCACAGAUGUCGCUGGUAGAGGUAUCGACAUUAAGGACGUCUCGAUGGUUAUUAAUUAUGAUAUGGCGAAAACUAUUGAAGAUUACACCCAUCGUAUCGGUCGUACUGGUCGUGCGGGCAAGACCGGUAUAGCCGUCAGUUUCUGCACCAACGACGAUUCCGCCUUGUUCUUCGACCUGAAGCAGAUGCUCCUGUCCUCGCCGGUGUCUACUUGUCCGCCCGAACUUAUGAACCACUCGGAAUGUCAAAAUAAACCCAACCAGCCCAAAAGGCGUAGGGAUGAAAUGAUUUUUGCAUAAGAUCAAUUUAAGUGUGUUUGAUUACUAUUAUUAUAUUAGAGAAUAUAGGAACUAUUUUUA